AUGUCUGAAGUAGUGGAGAGCCUUGAGAUUGCAUUGCUAUCGCAUGAGCGUAAGGGAAGAUCGCAGGGAACUAUUGCAAAGGCGUUUCCAGGAUUUUGUGAAGAGAAGCAUGAGUUGAUCCUCGUGUACGAUUACAUGGUAAACGGGACAUUGAAAAGUCAUCUCCACAGAAGCGAUAACGAUCCACUUCUUUGGAAAAAAUGGCUUGAGAUUUGCAUCGACACUGCGCGAGGUCUCGAAUACCUCCAUACGAAUGUACAACAAUUCGUCCACUGUGACCUAAACUCAUCAAACGUUCUUUUGGAUGAUAAAUGGGUCGUGAAAAUUGCUGGUUUUGAACAUUCCGUACUGAUUCCUGCUAGCAUGGCAACCGAGGGCGUGGAAAAAAGUAUUAUUUACGAGAUGGGAUAUAUUGGCUCGGUGGAAUAUUUCGACCCUGAGUACAUGCACACUAGUAAGGUGACAAAGAAAACUGAUGUGUACGCUUUCGGUGUCGUGGUGUUGAAAGUAUUGUGUGCCAAGACACCUUGUUUCCGAAACCGAAACACUGGAUAA
Molecule: messenger RNA, 555 nt
Organism: Rhododendron vialii
Lineage: Eukaryota; Viridiplantae; Streptophyta; Magnoliopsida; Ericales; Ericaceae
Product: probable receptor-like protein kinase At5g24010
Exons: 2
Coding region: 1-555 (184 amino acids)
Biological process (GO): protein autophosphorylation
Cellular component (GO): plasma membrane; plasmodesma
Molecular function (GO): transmembrane receptor protein tyrosine kinase activity; ATP binding
Source: RefSeq, a predicted model, not a curated record